AUGUCUCGUUUCAAGGCAAUCGUAUUAGACCUGGGGAACGUUGUGUUCGAGUGGUCAACCCCAUCCCCCGAAGUCGGCGCGACCAUGCGGACUUUGAUGAAGUCGAGCACCUGGUUCCAGUUUGAGUGUGGCCUCAUCUCGACCGAGCAAUGCUACAGGGACCUCGGGGAGCAAUUUGAUCUUGAGUCAUCAGAGAUUCAAUCCAUUUUCCACCAAGCUUUCGGUACACUGCAGGUUAAUACUGCCUUGGUUGAUCUGAUCCGUGAUCUCAAGAAGAAGAACAAUCUGGCCGUCUACGCAAUGUCAAAUAUUUCUCGAGGACAUAUUGACGAACUUUCCUCGUCAUGGUCGCAAUAUUUGAACAUAUUUGAACAGAUAUUUUCCUCGGGUUAUGCUGGAAUGAGAAAGCCUGAUCUUCCAUUUUAUCAGCAUGUCUUUGACGAAAUCAAGCUCUCGCCGGAUCAGUUGCUCUUUGUCGACGACAAGCUCACUAAUUUGGAACCGGCGCAAGGUUUAGGCGUCCAUGGUAUUCGCUUCACUACGACCGCGGAAGUGUGCCAGUUGCUCGUUGAGCUUGUGGACCAUAGGGAGCCCUUGGUAUGA
Molecule: messenger RNA, 603 nt
Organism: Penicillium soppii
Lineage: Eukaryota; Fungi; Ascomycota; Eurotiomycetes; Eurotiales; Aspergillaceae
Product: HAD-like protein
Exons: 1
Coding region: 1-603 (200 amino acids)
Source: RefSeq, a predicted model, not a curated record